Molecule: messenger RNA, 4976 nt
Organism: Fundulus heteroclitus (mummichog)
Lineage: Eukaryota; Metazoa; Chordata; Actinopteri; Cyprinodontiformes; Fundulidae
Gene: adcy7
Product: adenylate cyclase 7
Exons: 28
Coding region: 592-3879 (1095 amino acids)
Biological process (GO): intracellular signal transduction; cAMP biosynthetic process; adenylate cyclase-inhibiting G protein-coupled receptor signaling pathway
Cellular component (GO): plasma membrane
Molecular function (GO): adenylate cyclase activity
Source: RefSeq, a predicted model, not a curated record
CGCGGAGAUGAGCGCGCGGAGUGCCUGACUAGGAGGAGCACGGGGACCAUAAUAUUACGCGCUCUCUGUAUCUCCUGUUGAAAGUCUUGUAGAUUUAUCCGCCCGGACGCUGCCGAGUCUCGCAGGGGCCUGUGAGGACUGGAACUGCGAACCUAUCCGCUCCGUUACAUCCUAAAUCCUCGUCAGAUCUUUGUUGAUCUUUCUUGCACUCUUCAUCGUCUCCUGUUUUCUUCCCUCAUACCCUCCUCCCUCCUUUCGCUUCAUCUUCCCUCCUCUCCUUUGUGUCUCCAAGCCCCGGGCUUUAUUACUCAAACCCACUGACGGGAGCAACGCACAGUAGUUGGCAAAGGAUGAGGCACGUUUGCUUGCCAACACCAGACAGAGGAUAAAAGACACAAAAAAAAAGACUAUAGCAACAGGGAGGAGUGACAAAGAGAGAGAAACGGAGGCAACAACUACUGGAGGGAGCUACAACAAAGCUGUGACAGACAACAAAAACAAUCAGGAUGCCAAGACAAAGGAUAGACACAAGUUUCACUUGAUUGUCAGGAGCUAGCACCACGCUCCUACCGAAUAAAGGAAGUGUGAGCCAUGCCAGCCAAAGGAAAGUACCUGCUGAAUAACCAGGAGCUCAAAAAUGAGGCGCUGUACCGCAGAUUCUCCUGCAUCAGCCAGUACCAGCCACUGGCGCUGCUGCUGGGCCUCUCCAUACUCUGCUGUGUAAUUUUCCUCAUCCUCUUCUUUGCCUUUAAGCUGAGUGCACAGGACCAUCGUGCCUUUGUGAGUGUGGUGAGCUGCAGCCUGUGUGUUUUCCUAGCUGUAUUUUUGCUGGUGUGCACAGAGAUUCUCUCACAACGAUGGAGGCUCUGGCUGGGCCUGGUUAUCUGGGUCACUCAUCUAACCCUGGGUUACACCUUCAUCUUCAGUGGCAGCAUCAUCUUACCCUGGGACCAGGUGCCUUUCUUCCUCUUUAUCAUCUUCACAGUCUAUACCAUGCUGCCAUUCCAGUUAUGGCAUGCUAUGGUACUGAGUGUCAUCACCUCCCUGUCUCACAUAUUGGCCCUCACAGUGUACUUUGCAACUGACACAUCAAACACACCAAAGGCCAUUGCAUAUCAGCUCCUGUCCAAUGCAGUGGUGUUUCUGUGUGGCUGUGGAGUCGGAGCCUUUUAUAAGUUUCUAAUGGAAAAAACGUUAAGGCAGACCUUCCAAGAUACUCUGAGGUGCCUAAGCAUGCGGGUGAAGCUUGAGAUCGAGAAGAGACAACAGGAGAACUUGCUGCAGUCUGUGCUCCCUGUUUAUAUUUCCAUGAAGAUGAAACUGGCAAUAAUGGAGCGGUUGCAAGACUGUAAAGAUAAAGAUGAGCAGCAGCGACUAGUGAAGGAUAACAACUUUCAUAGCCUUUAUGUGAAGAGGCAUGAGAAUGUCAGUAUCCUGUACGCAGACAUUGUUGGCUUCACUCGCUUGGCCAGUGACUGUUCCCCUAAAGAGCUUGUACAUAUGCUCAAUGAACUGUUUGGCAAGUUUGACCAAAUUGCCAAGGAGAAUGAAUGCAUGAGAAUCAAAAUCCUGGGAGACUGCUACUACUGUGUGUCGGGCCUGCCAGUAUCGCUGCCUAAGCAUGCUAAGAACUGUGUUAAAAUGGGCCUGGACAUGUGUGAAGCUAUCAAGCAGGUACGAGAAGCCACUGGAGUAGAUAUCAACAUGAGAGUGGGUGUUCACUCAGGCAACGUGCUCUGUGGUGUGAUCGGCCUCAGAAAGUGGCAGUUUGAUGUAUGGUCACAUGAUGUCACCCUGGCCAAUCAUAUGGAGUCAGGAGGCCUUCCAGGCCGUGUCCAUAUCACAGAGGCAACUCUGAAGCACCUCAACAAGGCCUAUGAAGUUGAAGAGGGCAACGGCCACCUCAGAGAUCCUUACCUCAAUGAACUCAAUAUCCAGACUUACCUAGUCAUCGAUCCAAGGUCGAAGGACCCAUCACAGAACAACCGGACUGAUAAACCCAGAGUGAAUGAUGGGCUGAAGAUGAGGGCGUCGGUCCGUAUGACCCGUUACCUUGAAUCCUGGGGGGCCGUCAAACCUUUUGCACACCUGCAGAGCCGGGAGGGCUUUACGUCUGAAAGCAUUGUUACUGCAAAGACACGGUUCAAGGACAUUCCUUUGCGAUCACCCACAGGCUCCAAGAGCACUGAUAGCUUUGAUGAGUCGCUUGAAGAGCCAUACUCCUUGUCCACCCCUUCGCUCAGCAACCAUAAGAUCAAAUCCCAGAAGACUAAGUUUGACGAGCAGCUGCACAACGAGAUGACCACUACGAUUGAUGAGCUCAGCAGCAAGCAGUGGUCAAAUUCUGAAGAGAGUGGCAGUUUAGCCUUGUGCUUUCCAAAGAAAGAUUUAGAAAAACAGUACCGAGCUCUGGAUUUGCCGAUGUUCAAGCACUAUGUGGGCUGUGCAACCUUCAUCUUCCUCUGUAUCUUUGUGAUUCAAAUGCUUGUCAGUAAAGACAAACAGAAGUUGGGGACGUUCUUCGGCGUGUUGGUCUGUAUUCUGCUGGUGAUUUUGACCAUCUGUUAUGCAGGUCAAUUGCAGCGUGUGUUUCCACACAAGCUGUCGGGAUGUCAGUGGCUGCCAGCUGUAUCCGAGGCGGUGGUUAAGCGGCCGUUUCUGCGCCUCCCUCUGGCAACCAUUACCACUGCGGUUAUCAUUAUCCUGGCGCUGUUUAACCUGUGUUUCGUCAGUAUGGACCAUGAGGACCGUGAGACGCUGCCUUACUCUGUAUGCUGCUGCAUCCUGUCGCUUAUCGCAUGUGGAGUUUUUCUGCGGGUGAGCUUUGAGCUCAAAGUGCUCUUCCUCACCAUCGCGUCCACCGUGUACUACAUCAUCAUCUUCAGCACCCAGGAGAAGCCCUUCUCGGACUUCGAAAGACGACUCCCGUUUCCAUACAACAACAGCUUAAACUGCAGCCUGAGCUACAAUGAAACUGACUUCUUCCCAUGCUGCAUUGGGCUUGUAAAAAACCUUCAGAUUAUGAGCGCCAUAUACAUCGCACUGUUUCUGGUGACCAUGCUCAUCAUAUCCAAGCAGAACGAGAACUGCUUUCGGCAGGACUUCCUGCUUAAGUACAAGAACCGCACAGAGCAGGACGAGAUCGAGACGAGGGAGAACCUGAACCGUCUGCUGCUGGAAAACGUGCUGCCCGCACACGUGGCAGCACUGUUCGUCGGUGAGAACAAGAAGAACGAGGACCUGUACUACAAGUCGUAUGACUGCGUCUGCGUGAUGUUUGCCUCUGUGCCGGAUUUCAAAGAGUUUUACACCGAGUGUGACAUUAACAAGGAGGGCUUGGAAUGCCUCCGGCUGCUCAACGAGAUCACUGCCGAUUUUGACGAGCUGCUCUCCAAACCAAAGUUCAGUGGUGUGGAGAAGAUCAAGACAAUUGGCAGCACCUACAUGGCAGCCGCGGGGCUCAGUGGGGCGCCUGGGCAGGAAAACCAUCAGGAUAGAGAGAAGCAGCAGGCCCAGAUAGGCAUCAUGGUGGAGUUUGCCAUCGCUAUGAUGGGCAAGUUGGAUGGUAUCAACAGACAUUCCUUCAACAGCUUCAGGCUUCGUGUGGGAAUUAAUCAUGGCCCAGUGAUAGCUGGAGUGAUCGGGGCAAGGAAACCACAAUAUGACAUCUGGGGCAACACGGUGAACGUAGCCAGCAGGAUGGAGAGUACUGGAGAAAUGGGAAAGAUCCAGGUAACAGAGGAAUCCUCUGAAGUGCUGAAGAAGCUGGGUUACUCCUGCGAGUGUCGAGGGCUCAUCAACGUGAAGGGGAAAGGGGAGCUGAAAACCUUCUUUGUGUGCACUGACACGAGCAAACAGCAAGGCAUGGGGCUGAGCUGAGGCCCGGCCGACACAGCUGCAUACAGACUCAUGUACACAAGGUAAAGAGUUUAGAGACUCGGGCACAUCACACGUGUCCGCCGGGCAGUAACACGUGUUCCUGCGAUGCUGUUGAAAGGAAGAAGGAAAUGGCCCCUUCACUGUGAGGGGGAUACAACUGGGACCAUUUAGUUAGACCAGAAGACGGAGAUUGGUCGCUGUGAACCGCCGCCAUCGCUCUUCUGUUCACAAUAAAAACCAUUGAUGUCACAUCCUUUUUUUUAUUCUGUUUCUAACCUAACGUGAUGAAAAUGAAUUAAUGUAUUAAUGCCAUUUUAUUCUCGAAGACUUCUCUGUUGUUGAUUUUAACAAUUUUAUCGGACUUAAUUUGAGUUUAUCUGUUCAGGCUUACAUUUGUGGCCUGAAAGGACUUUUGUUGUGAAUUAGCACUAUUUAAAACUAAAUUAAAUCACUCCUUUGAAGAAACAAUUAAAAACCCUUUCUGAAGUUUUGUCUAUUUAAAAGUGAUGGAUCCCUCUUCUGCAUAAUAAACAUGACAAAUGUUAGGUAUUGAGACUGAGCUGUACUAUAUGAAAACUUAAUUCUCGCUCACAUUCAGGUAACAAAGGCAGUUCUCCUGCCUGGUUUAAAUCUUCACACCCUCAGAAAUUGAAGUCAUGACUCCCUGUAAGUUCAGGUACAACUCUUUGUUCAUUCCUUGGUUCCAGCUGUGCAGUUUCACCACUCCAGGAGUUUAUAUAUUUCACAAGAGCUGUGUUGAAUGUAUUCUAUCAGUUUUGUUUAUUCCAAUCUGAUAGAUAAAAAAAAAAAAAAAAAAAACUAUUCUGCUCCCUUUUGGUUUCCAUAUGUGCUGCUAGGAGGGAAAAAGUUCUGCAUGUCCUCAGUUGUGCGAUCUAACAACCUUCCUUGCUGUGAUUUUUCUUUUCUGGCCACCAUAACACUGUCGGUGCCUCUGAAUCCGUCUCGUGGCCUUGGCGUCUGAAACCAACAUCUUGUCUGUAAUGCCUGUUGCAUAAUGUUGUAUUGGCCUUUCUGUGAACAAAUGUGACAUUGACUUUUUGUACAGUAACAGAAUGUAAUAAAUGUUUUCGUAAGUC